GCAGCCACUCACUCUUGAACAAUUCGCGCCAAUUCCGUCCCAGUCUCCUCUGCACCCAAACACUCAAUCCAAAUUUCCAACAUGGCUUCCACUUCCCUUCUCAUCCACACCUCCUUCUACACGGCCGCCGCGGCUCGCCGCUCCCCCUCCGGCCUCCCUUUCCUCCGCCCACGCCGUGCGUCCCGGCUCGUCGUCUCCGCCUCGGCCUCCUCCCCGCCGCCGUCGCUCGACGCCCUCAUCUUCGACUGCGACGGCGUCAUACUGGAGUCGGAGCACUUCCACAUGCAGGCCUACAACGACGCCUUCGCGCACUUCGGGGUCCGCUGCCCGCCCGACGCCGCCGCGCCGCUGCACUGGGACGAGGACUUCAACAACGACCUCCAGAGCCGCAUCACCGGCGGGAAGCCCAAGAUGAGAUGGUACUUUGGGGAACAUGGGUGGCCAUCUUCAAAAAUAUUUGAGACACAACCUUCAAGCGACUCUGAUAAGGAGCAGUUAAUUGACAUUAUUCAGGACUGGAAAACAGAAAGAUUCAAAGAAAUAAUCAAAUCUGGAACUGUGGAGCCUAGACCUGGUGUUUUGCGUCUGAUGGAUGAAGCUAAGGAUGCUGGUAUCAAGCUUUCCGUUUGCUCUGCUGCAGCUAAAAGUUCAGUUGUGAUGUGCCUUGAAAACCUUAUUGGACUCGAACGAUUUAAUGGUCUGGACUGCUUCCUUGCCGGGGAUGAUGUUAAACUGAAGAAACCUGAUCCAUCAAUAUAUAUUCUAGCAGCAAAGAAAUUAGGUGUGGAAAGCAAGAACUGCCUUGUAGUAGAAGACAGUAUCAUUGGACUACAAGCAGCAAAAGGAGCUGGGAUGCCAUGUAUAAUAACAUUUACACCUUUUAGUGCUAAACAAGAUUUCAAGCAUUUCAAGGAUGCCGUUGCAACCUAUCCUGACCUUAGCAAUGUGAGGUUUGAGGACCUCAGGCUACUGCUCCAAGAAUCUCUCGUCACUGGAUAGAAAUGUUUCUUGCUUUCCUCAAGAAAUAAAUCAACUGAUUUUUUUUGGAGUGAUGCACCAUGUAAGUAUUUCUCUAUCGCGUACCAUUCUCUUUGGUUUAGACUCAUAUCAGCACUUUCUGUGCAACUUAUGUAGUUUUCAGUAAAUUUGGGUCGGUUAUGGGCUUAUUUCCAUUCAGAUAUAUACUUAUAAACUAAUGUCCCGUUUAUUCUAGAUUAGACUUGUGUUAACUUUUUAUUCUAAUACACCUGCAUGAGGGACGAAAAGGAGAAAAAGGGAAGGCUGGUAUAAAUUUAUGACGAAAUUCUGGAUGAGAAAAGAUGAUAACUUGUGUAAUUUGUAAGUAAAGGUGGAGUCAACAUUUGUUUCGGCAGCAGUGGGUGGUAGUAUUGCUGGUGAACCGAAGGCAGUCAUCUUUACUCCUUCUAGCACAAUACCCGUGCAUUGAUACAGACUAGAAAAAAUAAGCUACACAUUCAAAGAGAAUGUAGUAAUACCAUUUGUUGUAUCAGAUCAGAUAAUUCAUAGUUGUUCUCAUAAUUUGUACCUGAUCAACAGAUGAAAGUGAAGGACUGCUGUCACCAAUUGAGAUCUUUAUAAGAGUGGAGAUAAAGAUCUUAGUUGGUGCCAGUCUGGUGUCUCUUAACUUGCUAAGAAAUUAGUUAUCGCAAUUAUCUUACAUUCCAUGUAGUA
Molecule: messenger RNA, 1692 nt
Organism: Brachypodium distachyon (stiff brome)
Lineage: Eukaryota; Viridiplantae; Streptophyta; Magnoliopsida; Poales; Poaceae
Product: haloacid dehalogenase-like hydrolase domain-containing protein At4g39970
Exons: 12
Coding region: 82-999 (305 amino acids)
Molecular function (GO): hydrolase activity
Source: RefSeq, a predicted model, not a curated record